UGUUCAGCAGACACUGCAGACCGAGUGAUAUUAAGGAGCUUCUCUGCACAACUAUUGGACUCAGCAGAGACACCUUGAUUAUGCUCAUGGAUCAAGAUGAUGCUAUUAUAUCCAUUGACCCAACUAUGCCAUCUAACACACCAAGCUCACCUUACAAAGUGGUUCCUCUCAGCGCUGGACAGCUUACAGAAGAAGAAGACUUACUGCAGAAUGUUCUGACCCAAGUGGCUGACCAGUUUUCAAGAAUUUUUAAAGUCAAUGACCUGAAAACUGAGAUCUCAAGCAGGUUGGCGGCUUUGGAGAAGAGAGUUGAACUGGAAGGAUUAAAGGUGGUGGAGAUAGAGAAAUGUAAGAAUGAUUUGAAGAUACUUAAAGAUGAACUGUCCUUGGGAAACAGGUCAAACACACCUAGCAAACACACCAUCAUGGAAGACCCAAGGAAGCUGACCCCACAACGUGAUUUACCCAAGUAUCCUAAGUAUACACUGUCCCAGGAGACCAUCGACGCACUGAAGAAGCCAACGUUUGAUGUGUGGCACUGGGAGUACAAUGAGAUGCUCAGUUGCCUUGAGUACAUGUUCCAUGACCUUGGACUGGUGGAAGAGUUUAACAUGAACCCCAUCAUACUGAAACGUUGGCUGCUCAGCAUUCAGGAGAACUACAGAAACAACCCAUUCCACAACUUCCGACACUGCUUCUGUGUGACUCAGAUGAUGUACGGUAUGAUCCAUCUGUGUGAGUUACAGGAGAGAGUGACUCCAACAGAUCUGGUGAUUUUAAUGACUGGAGCUAUUUGUCAUGAUCUGGAUCACCCUGGCUACAACAAUGCGUAUCAGAUCAAUGCCCGCACUGACCUUGCUGUCCGAUACAAUGACAUUUCCCCACUGGAGAAUCAUCACUGUGCUGUCGCCUUCCAGAUUCUUUCCCAGCCCGAAUGUAACAUCUUCGCCAAUGUGAAUCUGGAUGUCUUUAAACAGAUCAGACAGGGAAUUAUUACACUUAUUCUAGCAACUGACAUGGCUCGACACGGAGAGAUACUGGAUAAGUUCAAGCCAAAGGUUGAAAGUUUUGAUUUCUCGAAUGAAGAACAUAAAAUCAGUCUGAAAAUGCUCCUUAUUAAAUGCUGCGAUAUUUCCAAUGAAGUGCGGCCAACAGAGGUGGCAGACCCUUGGGUUGACUGCUUGCUUGAAGAGUACUUCACACAGAGUGACAGAGAGAAAUCUGAAGGUCUCCCAGUUGCCCCAUUCAUGGAUCGGGAUAAGGUCACCAAGCCCACAGCCCAGAUUGGUUUCAUCAAGUUUGUCCUCAUACCAACAUUUGAAACGCUAAUGAAGUUAUUCCCACAGAUUGAAGAAGCUACAGUACAGCCACUGCGAGAUUCCAGGGAUCGUUACGAGGAGCUGAAGCAGAUUGAUGAUGUUAUGAACGAGUUGCGGAAGAAAACUGAAAAUAUUCCCCUUGGAUGGAAGAAGAACUAAAUUUCAUAGUGUACAACCCACAAAUACGGCUUUGGACCCACAGCUUUUGACUUGAAGAAAACGUUGGCUGCCAAUGGUGUAUAAUCUAUCAUGUGGAGUGAAGUUAUGUCAAUCUGCCCUUAACCUCCAUGGACAAUGCAUCAGAGUCUGAUCUCAAGUUGUUUCAGCAAACAGCAUCUAUGUUUUCACUGUUUGAAGCACGUAAUUACUUUUGCACUGUACAUUUUAGAGCCCUCAUAUCUUUUUAACUGUGCUGACUCGUCAGAUUGUGUUGCUCAAAUUUUUGCUCUCUUUUUUAACACUGGAAACACAUAGUGGAAGAAUUCAAACAACUUUUCCACAAGUUAAAUAUUCAUAACAAAUAGUCCCUUGCCUGGUACUAUCUGGUCUUGAAUCUAUCUGGUCCAGUCCCUUUCCCCAAAUCUAACAUACAACAACAGUUAUUCAAACUCCAAAAGAAGACACUGAGUGCUGGAGUAACUCAGCGGGACAGGUAGCAUCUCAGGAGAACAUGGAUAGGCAAUGGUUGGGUCAGGGCCCUUCUUCAACUUUAGAGAUGGUCUAAGACACAAAAUGCUGCAGUAACUCAGCGGGUAUGGCGGCAUCCCUGGAGAACACGGAUGGGGGACGUUUCGGGACGGGACCCUUCUUCAGUCUGAUUAGGAUUCAGACUCCAGGGAUAAUCUGUUUGACAACACCAUUAAAUGUUUGCAAUGUCUUUCUCAUUUCUGAGAGAGACAGAAUCACUUGAUAGCUUUAAACACAGCAAGCAAAGAGCCCAUUUUCUCUACCACCUGCAUUGAAAACAUAGCACAGUGAAACUAGCUGCUCAACUUCUAAAUAUUACAUUCAUUAAUACACUCCCUAAACCAAUACUUAAUUUAUUGAUAGUUCUUGCAAUUCAAAGAUUUUUGAGUCGAUCGGUACAGAUGGAAUUAAUGUUGAUAUAUUUACAGUAGAUUUGUUUUGAUCUUAGAUAUGACAGGCAUUUGUUCCCACGACAUUGUUGUAGAA
Messenger RNA from Amblyraja radiata (thorny skate), 2492 nucleotides. RefSeq names its product high affinity cGMP-specific 3',5'-cyclic phosphodiesterase 9A-like. Gene Ontology annotation, biological process: signal transduction. The transcript has 18 exons. The record is from RefSeq and is a predicted model, not a curated record. NCBI's taxonomy places the organism in Eukaryota, Metazoa, Chordata, Chondrichthyes, Rajiformes, Rajidae. The coding region runs from base 81 to 1478 and encodes 465 amino acids. Gene Ontology annotation, molecular function: 3',5'-cyclic-nucleotide phosphodiesterase activity.